GCUCCCCUGGGCUCGGCGGCGGGUAGUGCAGCCCGCCCAGCGCGCUCGCCCCUCUCCUCUGGGUGGCCCCCGCGCACGGGCGGACACUCAUUCCACCCGAGAAGGUGAGACGCGAGGAGGCUGGUGCGGAACUUGCCGCCCUAGCGCAGCCCGGCCAGCUCAGUCCCGGGGCCAGGCAGACAAAAGAGGCCGCCAGCGCAGAAAGGCACGGGCGAUGGCCGGGCGGAGAGGCCGGGCGCUGCUGGCGCUGUGCGGGGCACUGGUCGCCUGCGCGUGGCUGCUGGGCGCCGAAGCCCAGGAGCCCGGGGCGCCCGCAGCGGGCAUGAGGCGGCGCCGGCGGCUGCAGCAGGAAGACGGCAUCUCCUUCGAGUACCACCGCUACCCCGAGCUGCGCGAGGCGCUGGUGUCGGUGUGGCUGCAGUGCACCGCCGUUAGCCGGAUCUACACGGUGGGGCGCAGCUUCGAGGGCCGGGAGCUCCUGGUCAUCGAGCUGUCCGACAACCCUGGUGUCCACGAGCCUGGUGAGCCUGAAUUUAAAUACAUUGGGAACAUGCACGGCAACGAGGCGGUUGGACGGGAGCUGCUCAUUUUCCUGGCCCAGUACCUGUGCAACGAGUACCAGAAAGGGAACGAGACGAUAGUCAAGCUGAUCCACAACACUCGGAUUCACAUCAUGCCGUCGCUGAACCCCGAUGGCUUUGAGAAGGCGGCGUCUCAGCCCGGUGAGCUCAAGGACUGGUUUGUGGGUCGAAGCAACGCCCAGGGAAUAGACCUGAACAGGAACUUUCCCGACCUGGACAGGAUAGUUUAUGUCAAUGAGAAAGAAGGCGGCCCUAAUAAUCAUCUGUUGAAAAAUCUGAAGAAGAUUGUGGAUCAGAACACAAAGCUUGCUCCGGAGACCAAGGCUGUCAUCCAUUGGAUUAUGGAUAUUCCUUUUGUGCUCUCUGCCAAUCUCCACGGAGGAGACCUCGUGGCCAAUUACCCGUAUGACGAGACACGCAGUGGUAGUGCUCAUGAAUAUAGCUCCUGCCCAGACGAUGCCAUUUUCCAAAGCUUGGCCAGGGCAUACUCCUCUUUCAACCCACCCAUGUCGGACCCCAAUCGGCCACCGUGUCGCAAGAACGAUGACGACAGCAGCUUUGUGGAUGGGACAACCAACGGUGCUGCUUGGUACAGCGUCCCAGGCGGAAUGCAAGACUUCAAUUACCUGAGCAGCAACUGCUUCGAGAUCACCGUGGAGCUGAGCUGCGAAAAGUUUCCACCUGAAGAGACUUUGAAGAGCUACUGGGAGGAUAACAAAAACUCCCUCAUUAGCUACCUUGAGCAGAUACACCGAGGAGUUAAAGGGUUUGUCCGAGACCUUCAAGGCCACCCAAUUGCCAACGCCACCAUCUCAGUGGAAGGAAUAGACCACGAUGUUACAUCCGCAAAGGACGGCGAUUACUGGAGACUCCUGAUACCUGGAAACUAUAAACUUACAGCCUCCGCUCCGGGCUAUCUGGCUAUCACAAAGAAAGUGGCGGUUCCUUAUAGCCCUGCUGUUCGAGUUGAUUUUGAACUGGAGUCAUUUUCUGAAAGGAAAGAAGAGGAAAAGGAAGAACUGAUGGAAUGGUGGAAAAUGAUGUCAGAAACUUUAAAUUUUUAAAAAGGCUCUAAUUAGCUGCUUUUGUUCUGUCUGUAUAAUGUAGUCUGAUGUAAUGUGGCCAUUUUCGUUUAGAUUUUAUGCAGUUAAUAUUUAACAUUGACUCCCUUUUUAAUUGUUUAAGUAUUAAUAGACAUUACUUCAAUAAUUACACUCUUAGGUAAAAAUACAAUAACUUGGCCUAUUUCUUCUUAUAUAACAUUCAUUUUCCUACAUAUAUUACACAAAGGAUGGUGGAGAAGGUUUACGUGAUGUGGCCAUGCAGUAUGCCAUGGUCAUUUACAAUGCAGGACUUUUUGAGUCAUCCUAGCUUUUAAAAAUUAAUGAAGUCCUUUUGAUGUAAUUGGUGACUGUCACAUAAUGAAUGUCGUAGGAAAGGUCAACAGAUACAGCUUGGAGCCGUGAGCACUAUAUUGAAAGGCCUAAAAAGCUCAGUAUAAAUUGUCAUUUGUCUCUUGUGCUGACCAGCUAUAUAAGCAUGAUCUUUAUGAUGCAUUUUUGAUGGGAAGAAAACGUAAGUGUUUAGCAAGAGGUUUUACGAAGGGAAUGGAAAUCGACUUCUUGGCUUGUACAUAUAGGGGCUGUACAGCCCUCUUACUCAGCCUGUUAACACUACUUCCAAGUUUAGGGUUUUCUCGGGUUGUAGACUGGCCCAGAAUUGCAUUCUAAAUUAAUAAAGGUUUAAAAAUAU
This is a messenger RNA of Phyllostomus discolor (pale spear-nosed bat), 2333 nucleotides long. RefSeq names its product carboxypeptidase E (gene CPE). Gene Ontology annotation, biological process: proteolysis. Gene Ontology annotation, molecular function: metallocarboxypeptidase activity; zinc ion binding. The transcript has 9 exons. Bases 215 to 1645 code for a protein of 476 amino acids. Lineage: Eukaryota; Metazoa; Chordata; Mammalia; Chiroptera; Phyllostomidae. The record is from RefSeq and is a predicted model, not a curated record.